UAUAGUUCCUGCCUUCCCUAUCAUACCCAGUUCCCUGGCAACGUGUGGAUGGCAGGAACAAGAGCUAGCAGUCAGAUGCCACAUGCUACCUUACACAUGUCCAGACUGGUGGUACUUUAAACAAGACUUACUCGAGUGGAGUAACAGAAGCUAGCAACGGAGUCCCCUCCAUGAGAGGAUGGGAAAUUCUCUUCUGAGAGAACUCAGUUGCCUGAGAAAGAAUCAAAAGAAGAUCAGGAAGGAAAACUUAGGUGUAAAAAGGAAACGGCAGGAAAUGACCACAUUUGAAGGAGAAAGUCAAGGCCAAGGUAAAGAAUUUCCAUACACUUCUAAUCAGGACAAUGAGAAUGGAAGUGGUUAUGAAGAAGUGUGCUAUACUGUCAUUAAUCUCCUGCCCCUUCGAAGGACCUCCCUGAACUCCAAUAAUGAUGGUUAUGAGAACAUUGAUUCCACCACAAGGAGAGGGAGACCCUUCAAAGCAGAGUUAGAGACAGAAUAUUCCCUGCUUAGGACUUCUGUUAUUGGUCUUUCUUCCUGUACACCUGAGCAUGACUAUGAACUUGUGCUUCCCAAAUAAAACCCUCAGCUUCCUCAUUAUCUUUUGUCAAUGAAGGUGAAAGAACAGCAAACUCUGGGGAACUUCUUCACUUUCGGUAGUUCAUGAUGCAUUCAUUCCUGACCAAGUUUAGAAAUGAUAAAAUUUUACUUUCCUGGACAACUCUCCAUGGUCUGGUGAAGUCAUAUUAAUUCACAUAGUCACAUAUAGUAUUCUACAUGCUUGUGCUUGUAAGGUUUGAGGACACAGAGGUGGUAAAAGAAACCUUCCUAGACAAUAAGAACACAUAGAUAUAUGUUCUAGAAUCUUCUAUUCUAAGCAUAUUCCA
This is a messenger RNA of Castor canadensis (American beaver), 884 nucleotides long. RefSeq names its product germinal center associated signaling and motility like (gene Gcsaml). The record is from RefSeq and is a predicted model, not a curated record. Gene Ontology annotation, biological process: regulation of lymphocyte migration; regulation of B cell receptor signaling pathway. Lineage: Eukaryota; Metazoa; Chordata; Mammalia; Rodentia; Castoridae.